Syngnathoides biaculeatus (alligator pipefish) is the source of this 3893-nucleotide messenger RNA. RefSeq names its product nucleus accumbens-associated protein 2-like. The transcript is spliced from 8 exons. The record is from RefSeq and is a predicted model, not a curated record. NCBI's taxonomy places the organism in Eukaryota, Metazoa, Chordata, Actinopteri, Syngnathiformes, Syngnathidae. Gene Ontology annotation, molecular function: RNA polymerase II cis-regulatory region sequence-specific DNA binding; protein binding; DNA-binding transcription factor activity, RNA polymerase II-specific. Gene Ontology annotation, biological process: regulation of transcription by RNA polymerase II. Bases 1456 to 3069 code for a protein of 537 amino acids.
AUUUCAUUCUCCAAAGCUCAUUAGUGCCGUGAGCGCUCUUCAGCUGUGCCGUGGGAAGUUAUUCAAUUUUAUGUAACUUCUAAAAAAAAAAAACAUUUAUUUCCAAGAAAUAAUGUAUCAUUGGUCAUCUAGUUAUGCCAGUGGGGCACAAUGACAGACAGAACAAAAAAAUCAUCAGGAAGCACAUCAAGUAAUCAAUCUACCCAUUUUUGAUGACAUUUACUUUUGUCGGUGUGCCGUGGGAUUUUUCAACUGUAAAAUAUGUGCCUUGGUUCUACAAAGGUUGGAAAUCACUCCAUUAGAGAUUAUUUCCAAUGUUAUCGUCCACAUAUAAAUGUAUGUGUAGUAAAAUGUGAUUCGAUAAUCAACAACGGAAUGUGCACAAAAAAAAAAGAACAUGGAACGGAAGUUGCAGGUGACUAAUAAUAAUAAUAAUAAUAAUAAUACAGUGCACCAUACGUAAUCAUAAAAAAAACCGAAAACAGUAAUAGAACACCGCCAUCGCGUGGACAAAAGUUAGUGUGAGCAAGAGUAGUUACUGAAUUAAAAUCGAAUAAAACAAGCAUGGAAUCAAGACACAAAAUAGAUUAAUUGCACAACAAGCUUUUUAUGACUCUUGAUUGAACAAAUAUGUAAACGACGACUUCAUCCGGAGAUGAAGAGCUGUCAGCUUCACAGUUGUUACAGAAAAACAUUUAAAAGACGAGCGCGCACACGCACAAAGGGGAAGUGACGUCAACGAGGCAGUUAAACGACUCGACUUACGAAGUUCACUUUUAGUUGAGUUGAGUUUCAAAGAAGCCCAGCAAAUGGAGUUCAAAUUUCGAACAGGUUUUGCAAUUUACAUUUACAAAUAAAUCAGUGCAAGCAUAGUGAUUUUUUUUUUCUCCCCCCGUCGGUUUUGUACUGAAAGUGGGAUGGGGCAAAAAGACUUCAACCAAUCAGCUGUAGGAACGUUGACGACAUCCCCAGCAGUAUGGCGCCACCUGCUGACUAAAAAUUGAAUUGUUUGUUAAUUGAUGUUCAGUGUUGGCUGCGACGUUUCAAUCUUUUCGUUUAUGUCGAUUAAAUUGUGAAAAAGUGACGUUUUAAUAUUCCAAAGCAUGACUCGUCGUCGAUGAAGACCCGAGCCCAGCCUAGCCCAGCCCAGCCCAGCCCAUCCCAUCCCAUCCCAUCCCGUCUUGACAACGAAACCGAGCCGCGGCACCGCAAUGCGGCGGCGUGCUUUAGCCGAGUCAUGGCGAGCGCGUGCGUCUCCCUCCCGUUUGGGUCCUCUGCAGGGCACUUAGCCGCAUUAGCAUUAGCAUUAGCAUUAGCGGCUAACCGCCUGAGCGAGCUCCGUCUGUCCUCGGAUGACCCGCCCCGCCCAUCUCUGUGUGUCUGCCUGCAAGUGCGCGCCUGGCUUGUCGCCGUACUGCAGCUGUAGGACGAGGAGCGCACAGGAGCACGCCAUGGAUGCCAGACAUUCAGGUGGCGACAGCAGCACCGAGACCAGCAUCACGACCAGGAGCUGCCCUCCCUAAGCCCGCCUGCAACAUGGCGGAGUCCAGUCUUCAGUUUUCGAUCGGCGACUUCGGCAGUAGCGUUCUGAGCAGCCUGAAUCAGCAAAGACUUCUUGGACUCCACUGCGACGUCUCCAUCCUAGUCCAGGGUCAGGUCUUCAAGGCCCACCGCGCCGUCCUGGCCGCGUCUUCUCUUUACUUCCGAGACCUGUUCAGCGCCGAGUCGUCCGACUCUUUGGAGUGGUCCCGGUCUACGUAUGAGCUUCCGUCCUCGGUGACGCCAUCUUGUUUCCGGCAGAUCCUGACCUUCUGCUACACGGGCUGUCUCAACAUGGUCGCCAGCGAGCAGUUGGUCCUGAUGUACACGGCCGGCUAUCUGCAGGUCCAGAAUAUUGUAGAGAGGAGCCUCGAACUCAUGAAGACCAAUACCGCAUCCUCGUCGCCGUACUGCUGCGACUCCCAGACAACUUCAGCAGACGAGCUCGGACCUUUAGACCGGUCUUUGGUCGAGCUCCGGGGUUCCAGCCCGGACCCGUCAUCCAUGAGUCCAGAGGACCUAAUGUUGGCCGUGAGCCGGAUCAAACAGGAACGUCUGGACACACCUCCUGAGAACUGCACGGGAACAAUUCCAGAAGAACUGGAUGCCAGAGCUGACUUUGCAGGGGCACUCCGGACCACGAGAGAGGCUGCCGUUUGUUACCUGGGUGCAGCUGGGAGUCUGGUCCUGGGACUGCAGUCCUACUUCCUGGCAGGCGGGGGGCGUCGUAGUUCAGAUGAGUCCAGCCUGCCCACAGACUCGUCCCCCUCGCAACCGCCAACGGAGGAGGAGCCGGAGGACGGGGACUUCGGCAAUGCCGCGCACCUCGGUAUAUACCAGCACGCAAUUGGACACCCGGGCCAGGAGACGCUGCGCCUGCGGCGUGCGUGCGUGGUGGUGGGCGGGGACAACAUGGCCCUCCCCGCCAGUCUGGUCAGUCAGAUCGGUUAUCGAUGCCACUCGGCGCUUUACGUGGAGGGAGAACCCGGACGCAAGCUGGAACUGGUGGCAGGUUCGGGCGUGUUCAUGUCACGAGGUCAACUGAUGAACUGUCACCUUUGUGCGGGGGUCAAACACAAAGUUCUGCUCAGGAGGCUGCUGGCGACCUUCUUUGACAGAAACACUCUGGCCAACAGCUGCGGGACCGGGAUCCGCUCCUCCACCAACGACCCGAGCCGGAAGCCGCUGGACAACCGAGUGUUGAACGCCGUCAAACUGUACUGCCAGAACUUUGCUCCGAGCUUCAAGGAGAGCGAGAUGAAUGUGAUCGCGGCCGACAUGUGCACCAACGCUCGCAGAGUUCGAAAGCGAUGGCUGCCCAAGAUCCAAUCGCUGCUGCCCCGCGACGACGGCAAGGUCGGCAGGGGGGCCGCGGGGCGGUCGGCGGGGGACGGUGCCGCCCCCUACCUUUGCCUGGAGGUGCCACAACAUCAGGACCAGCACCACCGCCUCCUUAUGUGCACCGCGUCCUCUUCGCCGCACCCCCAGGACACUGACCUCAAGGGGGCGGAGCCUGACGACACCCAAUAAGCUUUGGACCGGACGUCCAACUUCCUGUCCAUCCCCUGUCUGCCUGUUAUCCUACCUCAAAAUGUCUCGAAUUGACUGCGCCCCGCCUCGCUUCCCGUCUGCCGCCCGCCUCGCUUCCCGUGUUCUGCCUCCCUCGUUUCCUGUCUUCUGCCCGCCUCGCUUCCUGUCUGCUGCCGACAUCACUUCCCGUCUGCUACCCGCCUCGCUUCCCGUCUGUUGCCUACCUCGUUUCCUGUCUGCUGCUUGCCUCACUUCCCGUCUGUUGCCUACCUCGUUUCCCGUCUGCUGCCUGCUUCACUUCCCGUCUGCUGCCUGCUUCGCUUCCCGUCUGCCGCCCGCCUCGCUUCCCGUGUUCUGCCUCCCUCGUUUCCUGUCUUCUGCCCGCCUCGCUUCCUGUCUGCUGCCGACAUCACUUCCCGUCUGCUACCCGCCUCGCUUCCCGUCUGUUGCCAACCUCGUUUCCUGUCUGCUGCUUGCCUCACUUCCCGUCUGCCGCCCGCCUCGCUUCCCGUGUUCUGCCUCCCUCGUUUCCUGUCUUCUGCCCGCCUCGCUUCCUGUCUGCUCCCUACCUCGUUUCCUGUCUGCUGCUUGCCUCACUUCCCGUCUGCUGCCCGCUUCACUUCCCGUCUGCUGCCUGCUUCACUUCCCGUCUGCUACCCGCCUCGCUUCCCGUCUGCUGCCCGCCUCGCUUCCCGUCUGCUGCCCGCCUCGCUUCCCGUCCGUCCCCAACUCCGCCGCCCUUCCGCUCAGCCUCUCUGUCGCAUGUUUCCGGCUUCCGGGACUGCUGAUGAUGAUGAAGUCAAUAAAGCUAAUUGAAAAUCUGA